Molecule: messenger RNA, 4695 nt
Organism: Paramuricea clavata
Lineage: Eukaryota; Metazoa; Cnidaria; Anthozoa; Malacalcyonacea; Plexauridae
Source: the annotation of a GenBank genome assembly
CUUUCCUGCCGAGCAUCCGCAAAAUUCUCACAUGCCAAAAUUCGCCGUGUUUCCUGGACAAAACUCGCCUGACGACACCCGAAAUGGUCGAUUGGCUCUAAGUAGGUCGACAUCUUUGCCAUCAUUUGCGCCGUCCGCAUGCGAUAAUUAUGUUGUUGCGGAGAAGAUAAGUGGCUCACCACACAGACGCGAGGUUGUGCGUCUUCCUUGUGAUUCCGAAAGAAGACCUCUUCAAUGGCAUGGACAUAGUUUUAACCAGGUAAUAUUUAUAAGUAAAAUAGAUAAAAAAAAAAGAAACCGCGACCUGUAUGGACAUUUGCAAUGUCGGACGCGAAGCACAAACGAUCUAUAAAUUGUGAUAUAAAUAUUAAUAACCUAGGCCCGGGUCAAACGUUGAACUUUCCGUGCGCCGAACCUAAUAGUUGUAUUAAGUUGUACAGAAGUGCGACCGUUUGACUUGACGUAUCCUUGGGUUUCACUACGGCACUAUGCAGUAGUGAAUCUGACGGGGGUCAACCUCAAAUGUAUUGAUGCUUAUGCUGUACUGGAGUGAGAAAAUGAUCCGAAAUUCCAUGUAUUUGGCACCAAACACAAGGCUAAUACAUAAAACGAACAAUCGACUCACUCUGAUAACUGUGUUUUGUUUUGGAGUUGACCCGCCGUCACUUUUGUGACGUCAUAUGAAACCCAAGAAUACGGGAAAGAAUGUAAUCAAUCGUUUCUCUGGAAAAGUUUUUUUAAAGCGUUUAUCAGAGUAUGAAUGCCAUACUAACAGCCACCAACCAGUGUUUCUUUGCAGUCCUCUGCAUCUACGUAUCGAAACGUCGAAUUCAGGGAUUUUAAAGCCGUAGCCGCCAAUAAGCAUGCUUGAAGUAUCAAUCUUUUGCGCCGAAAGGCUAAUAUACCAUUCCCGCAUCUAAGAGUUUCCGACGUCUUUUACGCAGUCGCUCUUUAAUAUUUUUUCAACAGUUCUUUCAUAAGGCAACAUUUUGAAUUGUUUAUUUGUUUUUAAAAUUUUCCGCCAGUUCGCGCCGGCGAUUUAUAAAGUGAUACCUCAUGUAAAAUAAUAGUAUGAAUUGGGUACGACGCAGGGGCGUAGGAAUUAGCUUCUAGAAGUUGGGGGGCCAGACUUUGAGGGGCACUUUCCAAAUAAAAAAGGGCAUCUAAAAAUUUUUUCCCGGCAAAGUUGGCGACAGGAGGGAGGUCUCAAAAAAUUUUUCCGGACAUACCAAAAAAAUUUUACGGAUAUAUCACAUUUUUUCCUAAAUAUGAAAAAAAAUUUUCGGAUGUACCAAAAACUUUUCCGGAUACAGCAUAUUUUUAACGGAAUUCAAGUUUUCAAAAGUGUCCUUUGGGGAAAAAAGGCAAUCCUUAAGACAUUUUUCACGCAAGAAAAGGGAACUUUGCUCCCGAAAAAAGGGCACUUGGCAAAACUUGGGGGGGCCUGGCCCCCUGUGUCCUACGCCCCUGGUACGACGUACUAAGUUCGACUCGACGCCGCUCCAUCGUCGACAUAAUGUCGAAUCUAAUUGUAUUAGGUUGGGCGCAUGAAAAGUUCGACAUUUGACCCAGGCCUUACUGAUUUAUAAAAUAGUAUUUUUGUAUAUCUUUGAUGGAUGUUGUCCUGCCUGUUCAUUAGUAUUUUAUCUUUGAUACGUAAAAUUAACAUUUUCGUCUAAUACUGCUAUUAAUUAUAUUACACACCUGCUGUCUGCAUGCUCCGGAGGGAAAUAGUAAAAUAGUUAGUUUUGAUUCGAGGAUAAACUACUUCCCAAGGGAACAGGCAUUAAUUAAGUGUUUCAUUAUACUGCGACGAAAGAAAAAUUAACAACGGCCAUUCAUACACAAUUAUUGUGUGUACUAUUUACAACAUGAGCGGCCGCAUUGUAUCGGAUAUUGCUUCAUGAAUUAUUGAUGAGUUUCACAAUUCAUGACAAAAAAAAUAUAUGAUGUAGUAUAAACGGGUUUAAAAUUAAAAGAACAUACUUAAGCUGUUUCAGUAUAUGCUGUUGGCUGUUGUGUAUUUUCCUUCCUUUUACAUUCUAUAUAUUUUAACACAAACUUAAAAAGUCGUAAUUUAUGAACUUGUGAGUUGUGCCGCCAUUUUGUUUAUUUAUGUACGUAGCCGGUCGGGGCGGCAACCUGAUUUUUCACUUGUUGCCCAGCAGGAUACAUUGCAUGCAUUUAUCUAAAGCCACGUGACCACAAAUCAGCCAUUUGCGCUUGUUGUCCACCCUAGCUAUUAACAAUGUUAUUCGUCACAUUGAUUUCAGUUGGUUAAAGGUCAUGGCAUGCAAAAGCAGCAAUUUUAUCCCACCCCACCGACAUCAGUUAAGCCCGAUUUUUGGGAUCGACCUCCAAUUCUGUCAGUCUCACAAAAGACUGCAGAAGCACAGCAAAAGAUAAUUGACGUGGUCAGUGGAGAUUCAGAGUACACUCGACAGUAUUCAGCAAAUGGAUCAAGGAAUCCUAAUCAGUCUGUCUUGGGCACACAUCCAGUCCAUGAAUGCCAGAAGAACGUAAGUUACAUAGUAUAAAACAACAAUAAUGAACGUCUUUGAUACGUACUGAUACGUGAUCGUUAAUUUGAGCUGAUACUCAUUCUUUACCAUGUGUACAUUUAUCAUUUAUAGACCUGAAGCCAGAGUCAGAAUCCCCCGAGCGGAGGAUCUAUAAAUUAUAAAUUAUAAAUUAUAAAUUGCCAAUUAUAGAUAUAAUUAUAGCCUAUAUGAUAAAGGCCUCCAAGUUGAAAAUAUAGAACUUGACUAUAAAAUGUUAUUGUUUUAUCUUUUUACUAACGCAAGUAUUUGCAACUUUUCUUUUACAUCACAUAUCGUUUGGAAUAUUGAUGAUAACAUUUUUCAAACUUUUUUCAAAAUUUUCGAAAAAAGUAGUUUAAUUAAAAACUGAAUUAUUCAUCAAGGCUUGUAUAUAUUUGCAGCGGCCAUCUUGUUUGCCUGAUCACCGCGCGUGUUUUACGCGAAUUAUGUCACCGACCCGGGUGACAUGAUCAAAUCGCCAUGUGAUAUAAUUCAAGUCACCCGCUUACGUCAAAUACGAUGACGUAAGGCGCGAUUCGAUGAUAAAUUUCAUGCUUACGUGACAUAAACUUAGCUUUCUGGUUGGACACUUUGAAUUUAAGGUAUAAUAUGUAAGCAAAAUGCAUGACUGGUUUCAAGUGCAACUGCAUGAUAUAAAGACGAUUGCGAUUUUGAAAAUCGCAAUCGUCUACCGCGAUUUUGAAAAUCGCAAACCUACGAUUAAUUAAAAUUGUAUUUUGCAGUUGCCAGCGACCAGCGGCCAAAUGCUUCUUGCCGUGCCCUAUACCACAACGUUUGCAAUCACAUUUGUCUUAAUUUCUUCGUAUUUUAAAACUUUGCUUUAAAAAUAUGAACUGAGAAAUUAAGACAAGAUGUGAUUGCUUUCUUCACGCGGGUGAAAAUAGCCGAGAGUCAAAUAUAGUACCCACGCUACGUGCGUUGUUCGGGAAUAUAUAUGUAUUCCUCACUAAGUUGGUUUGAUUUGGUUUAUUUAGAUGUCCCUUGAGGCAAAAAAAUCAUUAGACGGAAAGGAAGCGCAACCAUACGAUACAACGUAUGUCAAGGAUUAUUCCGCAGACGUAAAUACCAAUACCCCCACUUCCAUUUUGCGCACAGCAUCAACAAAGAAGAUAAAUGAAGCAAAACGUAACAGAAGUGUUAAAUUCAGUGAAAGUGUAACAAUUUCAAACGGUUACAAGACAUCCUCCAGUUUCGUGAACGACAUGGGGAAAGAUAACAACCAUCAACAUGCUUUCCAAAGUUUAAACAAACCUUGGACAACCAUUGCAGCCGAAACAGAAAGGCCAUUGACUGCACCUAGUAUUCAACGACAAUCCAUACUUGCGACCACACCACUUUUAUUCCCUGCCGCUCCCCUAACCCAGCUUUACACAAAUACGUUGCAGUACCGACCAAGUAGUACGGGAAAAUUCGGGACACUCAGAAAUGAUUUACGUCAUCUUCGGGGAAAUUAUAGCAAGUCAGCAACGCACAGAAAAUUCCACAGUGAGUUUCCAGAAAAUGCUCCAGACAUUCGUAGAGCGCCAGACAUGCGAAUCACAACCAAUGAACGACGUCACGUGAUUCCGGAAAUUGGUUGCCAUAGCUACUACUUUCAUGGAUGAAGUGUUUUCAAGGAGUACUUGAGGUGGUGCAUGUUGAUAUCUUGUUCUUCAAACUGAUUCAGCCAGAACUGUAGAGUGCUUACCAUUGUUGUUUUGCUACAAACAUUUAACGCAAAACGUGGUUUCUAAUACUGUUCAAGAUAGUUACUUAAUAACAACUAUUCGCCUCAUUGUUGGCAAAUAGUGCAAGGACAUAUUGACCGAGACACGAAGAGUCGAGGUGAUUAUUCUUGCAAUGUUUACAGAGACUGAUGUGAAUAAUCAUUUUAGUAUAUACUGCAAACAAAAAUAAUAAAUAAAUCACAUAUCCGCAUCCCCUCAUGGCUUUACAGUUGAUUUCACGAAACUUUGGCCGUGCCAGUUGCGAGGUUGGUUGGGAAUUUGGGAACUAUAAACAUAAGAUCACCAAGUUGAUUGGAAACCGGCCAAUCAAAUUCGGAAGUUUCGCAUCAAAUUAUCGGCGAAAUUCGUUAUGAAAUUCCGAACCAAGUUCGCAAGCAAGUUCGCAAAUUGCAAACGAUUUUGGCGGU